ACCAAGUGAAAUUGGAUUUUUGGCUUGCGAGCAAGCUUAGACAGAACUAAUCCGAGACGAUCCGCCCGAACAAUAGAAGAAUAGUGGCCAACUAUUCUUGUGAACCGUACAACAACCCUAACGUCGAAACGCGCCGCCGCUGGUUUCCCGCGCGGAACAAUAGUGCGACUAUCCCAUCAAAAGCAGUGCUUUCUGUGGUGUCCGCAACCCGCGCCGCUUAUGCCGCCGCUUUCGUCGCAUCAACGGCCAUGGCUGCUGCUAUGGUGCAUUGUGCUGCUAGUAUGCUGGCAGCCGCCUUCCAUGAAUCUUCCCCCCAGCAACCACCUGCAGCUGCCGCUGUAUCAGCACCAGCUGCGCAAUUACGAGGGGACCGGCGUGAAACGCGGGGAGAGGAGUUGGGGCGGUGGGGGCGCCGCGCGGCCGAUCAUCCUGACGGCUCAUGCGGCGCCGAUUGCGGCGACGGACAACUUCGCGACGCCGUGCAGUGAAGAAUCCACAAUAUUCGAGCGGUGGAGCGACCCGGCGACGUGGGGGGGCGGGCCUAUUCCGGGGCAGGGCGAGCAGGCGGGCGCGAAUGUGACUAUCCCAUGCGGCAAGACUGUGCUGCUCGACAUGUCGCCCGUCGUGCUCACUCUCCUGCACAUACAGGGCGUCCUCAUGGUCCAGGACGGCCCGUCUCUCCCUCUAGUGCAGCUCAACGCGUCCUUCGUGCUGCUGCAGGGCCGCCUGGCCAUCGGCGCGCAGCAGCAGCACUUCUCGCAGCGGGCUGUGAUCGCGCUCACUCCCAACCCCAAUGCGCGCGCGCCGCUACUCUUCUCCUCCGCCGCGCCCGCGGACGAGAGGAAUCCGCGCAACCUUGGGCACAAGGCGCUCGCAGUGAUAGGAGGCCAGUUGGACCUCCACGGAAUGCCGGGGGGGGCCUCCACCCCCUCCUGGUGCCAGCUGGCAAGAACCGCGCCAGCUGGCACCGCGUCGCUGCUGGUGGACGCUGACGUGUCAGCGUGGCCGGUGGGGGGCUUGAUAGCGGUGUCGUCCACUGACUACAACGCAGAGCAGGCAGAGGAGCUGAGCAUCACCGCAGUUACCACCUUCCCCAAUGGCACCUCCCUCCUCACUCUCUCCCGCCCGCUCUCCUACUCCCACUUCGGGGACCCCCUGGGCGUGCCGGACGGGUUUGGGGGCUACAUAAACGAGCGGGCGGAGGUGGCGCUACUGUCACGCACCGUUACAAUCACAUCAACGCCAGAAGCCAGCCCCUACGAGAAGGAGGGGGGCCACGUGUCGGUGUAUUUCACGCAGAGGGCGCAGGUGGUGGAGGGGGUGGAGUUCAGUGGGUUGGGGCAGGAGGGGCUGGAGGGGCGGUUUCCUUUGCAUUAUCUGUUUCAUGGGAAGCAGCAGGAGGGAGGGGGAGGAGGGGAAGUGAGUGUCUGCAGGAAGAACUCGUUUCACCACACCAAGAAUCGCUGUGUAGUGCUGACGGCGACGAGCGGCAUGACGGUGGACGGCAACGUGGCGUAUGACACGCGUGGGCACUGCUUCGUGCUGUCGUCCGGCAGCGAGACCCGCAACACGCUCUGCAACAACCUGGGCUUCCUCACCAGGCGAGCGUCCAAGGACGUGUCGGGCAUGCAUGACACGGGCAACCCCGCCACGUUCCUUCUCACCAACCCGGACAACGACUUUGUCAACAACACUGCCGCCGGCUCACAGGCCGCAGGAGUGUGGUACUACCUGCGGUGGGGAGUGUCCGGUCUGCCCGCCACCAUCCCCUCGCUCUACAACCUGUUGCCAUUCUUCACCCCCUGGGGCACUGUUUCCGGAUGCACCUUCCACUCCAACGGCCUCUGGGGCCUGCAGGCGUACCCCAUGGGCGCAUACCCCCGCCAGGGCGCCUUCAGAAACUUCUCCUCGGAAAACCCCUUCAGCGUGCAGUGGAUGAAGCCCAUCGAGCGCGUGCUCUUCUCCCGCCUCACCUUCUACAAACACCAAGGCAGCGCCACGCUGAUGGACACCUUUGACGCGUUCACCAUGCGCGACUCCGUCUUCGCGGACAACCAGUGGGCGCUCUACCUCGCAGAGACACAGCAUGCCGUGGUCGAUGGCUGCCGCUUCGUGGGGCUCUCCAACAACUACGGCGCGCCACAGGGGUGCACGAGUGCGCAGCCCUGGGACUGCGCUCCCAUCACCGGCUGCAAACUACCUCUAACCAGCGACCAGCUGGGCAGGUCCACAGGCGGCAACCGCUUCCCCUUCCCUCUCUUCGGAAUCGUGUACGACCAGCGCAACUUCACUGAGCUGGGGGACACUGCUGCGCUCGUCGCCAAUACCACGUUUUUCAACUACGAUGCCACGUGCCGCAUUGCUGCGGGGUUCGCCCUGGGUCUAUCCCCCUUGUACAAGGACUACUUCAACGCCGGCCAGGCUGUCAAGAAUGUGAGCUUCAAGGCGGCCAAUCGCAUGUGGAUACCCGGAGAUACCUUCCCCUUCCUCGGCGGGUCCACCAUAGCAACGGGAGCAGCCUCCCCAUUCCUCAUGCUGCAUGACAUAGACGGGUCCCUCACUGGCACGGCCCCCGGGUCCGUAAAGGAGGGCGGGUACGCCAUAGCCAACGUCUCCUUCCUGCUGCCACCCGCCAAGCUCAAGGGCGCGCCUGUGUGCUCGCCGCGGCCGCAGUGGAAUGGGUACGCGUGCCCAAAGGCGUGCUACCGGUCCGUGGCAAUCUCGUACUUUGAGCCGGGGUUCUCGCCUAUUAAUGACUCGCCGGACGCCCGGAAGAGAGGCACCUUCAGCUACCUGGAGAUCGUACGAGUGGAGGACAAGGCGUCCUUCUUCCUGGACGGCAAUCUCAACGUGCGCUACAUGAACGUGCACGACACCACGCUCCGAUACUUCUACCCCAACCUCCUCGCAGGCAUGACGUACGAGAUCACCAUCCGCUCCCCCAACGGUUCUUCCUGGACUCCUUCGUACAUCACCGCUGCGUUCCAAGAUGGGGGCAGCUGCGGGCAGGGUCUCACGCUCAGGGUGCUGCCGCUGGGGCAAGGGGGGGCGGGGCCGCAGCGACAGCUGCUAGUGGGCAAGGAAUCGACCUCCGUGGGGGCCAUGCCCAUACCAGGCAACCCCAUCCCUUCCACCAAGGCGCUCUACAGCUUUGUGUGUGCCGCCACUGCACCCGUGCCUGCCCUCUCGCUCACAAUGGGUGGAAACUUCUCCGAUAUCGCCUAUCUGAUUCCUGUAGCUGACACUGCUGCUGCUUCGUCCUGCACGUCCACGUUCAUGUCGUCCCAGCAGCGCAGCAUCCUGUUCGCCGGCAGCGACUGGCUGUACGACGACUCGGGUCUCGACCUCUCCCCACCCUAUCCCGGCGCGCGCGGCUUCUCCUCUCCCACACCGCUGCUCGCCCCGCCCGUCACAACCGUCCCUAAGAAGAAGGCCCCUGUUGUGCUGCGGUCCAUAGACCCGCCUGGGGCGUGGCGCCCUGGGAAGGGCCCGUUCGGGUGGUAUGCUAACUGGAACCAUCCUGCCAUCGCAACCCUUCUCUCCCCGGUGUCCCCUUCCCGCGUGGUCUACUAUUUCCGCACCAACUUCACCGUCACCAACACCAAGUGCUACUCCGUGCUCCGUGUUGACCUGCUGCUCAGCGACGGAGCCGUGGUGUACAUCAAUGGAGUGGAGGCGAUCAGAACCAACAUGCCUGCAGGAGCCCUCACCAAUUCCACUCUGGCGCUGUCAAACCUCGAGCCCCUCACCAAGGACCCUAUCCCCUACACGUCCUUCACCGUGCCGCUCGCCACCACCACUGUGGGCCCUGCAGCAGCACCGGCGGGUGCAGUGGCGCUGGUGGAGGGGGUGAACUUCAUGGCCGUGCAGGUGCACGCCUUCCAGAACUACGCGUGGGAGGUGGCAUUCGACAUGCGCAUCUACGCACAGCAGCCUGACCCUAAAUGCAAGGGCAAGGCAGCACGGCCAGAGACAUGCGACGGGCUUGACAACGAUGGCGAUGGCAAGGUGGACAUUGGUCCGACCAAGAAGCCCAUCUCGGUGCCCUGCUCUACCGCCUGUGGCGUCGGCACCAUGCUCUGCGUGGACGGCGCUCUCACCCCUUGCUCUGCUCGCCAACCCGCCGCAGAGAGCUGCAAUGGCCUGGACGAUGACUGUGAUGGGCUGGUGGACAACGCAGUGGGCGCGUCUCCGUGCGGCGAGGGCGCGGCGUGCUUCAAUGGAUCGUGCAGGAGCGUGGUGCUGCACGUGGGGGCCUCCGUGGUGGUGAAAGGGGGUGAGGGCGACUGGCUGUUCGCGGACCAGGGCACGAACCUGGGGUCGUCAUAUCCGAACUGGAAGACCAAUGCCGGUCUUCCUUCCGGCCUCAUGAAGGCAGGCAAGGCCCCUUUUGGCUUCAACAGCGACAGCGCCGCUGCUGCUACCUAUGCUGGGUUCACCACCCCCCUGGCUAACUCCGCUGGCAAGUACUGGACCAUGUACUUCGUCAAGGCCUUCAACCUCUCUGCCACGCAGGCUGCCAGCACCUACAGCUAUGACGUGAGUGUGCGGCGGGACGACGGCGCCGUGGUGUACCUGAACGGCAACGAGAUGUUCCGCACCAACAUGCCCUCAGGGACCAUCGCAGACGGCACGGUGGCGUCGGGAGUCACGCAGACGGACCCGGGCAACGGCAACAACAAGCAGUCGUUCUACACGUGCGGGGAGAGCUGCUACGGACGGAACAUGACCGGAUGGAGCAAGCCUGGCAUCAACUGGGUAGCAGCGGAGCUCCACCAGGCGUACCUCUGGUCCUCCGACUCCGCCUUUGACCUCUCCCUCUCCCGCCUUGGCGUCAACGACUGCCCCGCCUCCAAUUCCUCCUCGCCCUCUCCUCUCGCGUCCCCCUGCAUCCGCUCCACAUACCGGGCACUGCUCCCGGAGGGAACGGUGUGGCGCAUCAACGAUGCGGCCAUAAGUGUGCCCCCCACCGGAUGGCACCUGCCCGCCUUCGAUGACUCUGCCUGGCCCUCAGGCCCCGGAGUGGUGGGGUCAGGGGGGUGGUGGAACAUCAGCAAGUCCCUGACCAAAGCAGCCUCGGGAUCGGCGCGCCGAGCCUACUACUUCCGCACGGCGUUCACGGUGCCUGACGGGCCGUGCUUCUUCAACCUCACCCUCUGGCUGCUCGUCAACGACGGCGCCGUGGUAUAUAUCAAUGGAGCGGAGGCCGUACGGCGAAACGUCCCCAAGGGCGCUGACUCUACCACCCCCGCGAGCUCCUGGGGUAACUGGAUUUAUAACCCGUAUAACGUCAACGGGCAAUGGCUGAAGCCCGCAGGCGUGCCGAAUGUGGUGGCUGUGGAGGUGCAUCUGUGGCAGCCCAGCCAGGAUCUGUUCUUUGCGCUGCAGAUGGCGGGGCAAAGAGAGGCUGUCACCUGCAAACCUGCUCCAUAGAAAUGGGUUGCUAGUUGCAACAGCUGAUGGCCGCUGUUUUGUAUUGUAAACAAAAGCUGACUUGUAUAAUAUUCCUUGGUUUGUUUGUACGGUAGUAGUCCGAGUCAUAAAGUCACCAAUCCUAA
Molecule: messenger RNA, 5558 nt
Organism: Closterium sp. NIES-67
Lineage: Eukaryota; Viridiplantae; Streptophyta; Zygnematophyceae; Desmidiales; Closteriaceae
Source: the annotation of a GenBank genome assembly